AUGGCCUUAACUGAUGUGUUGUUGAUGCCACAUGAUGCGUUUUUGUAUAGCGGGAAAUAUGUAUUGCCGUUUCCUCCAUCAUCGCUAUCAUCCUUGAAGCCCCUUAGAAACAAAGUCAAAAGAUCGAAAACGGCUGUAACCACAACGAAUAAACAAAGAUAUUACAGCAGCAGCAACAACAACAACAAUUUUUAUAACCCCACAACCAACAACAGCACGGCCACUGCAACCGGAAGUGACGUACCAACUGUUUCCGCUAAAAUUUCACCAAAUUUUGCCGGGGAUCUUUUCAUUCCUAACAUCGGCGUGGCCAAGCUGCAAAGGAUGAGAAACUUUUCCACGAAAAAAAAUGGCGGAAUUGUAAAUAGAGGCGACUCGUUUAGGAUUAGGAAAGCUAACAUAGAAAUAGUAGUGGAUUCGAGAUCAGGCCAUCACCUGGAAUCUCGUGACGUCACUAAACACAUCGUACUGGUUGCUGGCGGUUGUGGUGUUGGCAAGACGACCCUCAUAAAACAACUCAUGACGUCAGAACACGCUUAUAAUAACAACAACAAUAAUAAUAAUUAUGGUAAUAAUAAUAAUAAUAAUUAUAACUCUGAUAAUAAUAAUGAUAAUGAUUUGCGGGGCGAUGCUUUCCAUGAUAGAACGACAGAAGUAGCGGUAAAACUGGAUGACACUGAAAUGAUUCUGACAUUCAUCAAUACAUCAACAUUACAACAACAACAACGACAUCAACAUCAACAUCAACAACAACAACGACAUCAACAACAACAAUUUUGUAGUUGCAUUAUAGUCGUAUAUUCAGUGGCCGAUGUUUUAUCGUUCAAACAAGCUCAGAGAAUUCUGAAUGAUCUGAAAUUUAACAUCAACAACAACAUCAGCAACAUCAACAACAACAACAACAUCAACAACAACAACAACAUUAACGAAAAUAUCAACGACAUAAUUUGCGGUUUAAACUUGAAGUACAGCAGAAGCACCUCCGUCAUACUGGUGGCCAACAAAAAUGACCUUGUUAGAAAUAGACUCAUUGAUGAGUUUGAUGGCAAGCGCCUGGCCACAAGGCACCACCGGAAGUUCAUCGAGGUCUCCUCCAUGUUGGACCACAACAUUGAACAGCUGUUGGUGGGCGUGGCUAGGCAGAUCCAACUGCGAUCAACCAAUCGGAAUUCACCUCACCCCCUGUCACGUGAUUCGCGUAGGCGGGCUGACCUUAUAGAUGACGAUCGUGAAGAUUAUGAUGACGAUUACAUCGGCUGUGGUUAUGAUGAUGAUGGUGGCGGCGAGAGAGAAUUUAAUGGUAACCGCGAUGAUGACGACGACGACGAUGAGAGUAGUUACUUCAACAAUCUAUGCGUCAUCGAUUUCGAUUCAACGUCAACCAACAACACCACAAUUACGACAAUUAAUGACGACAACAACAACAACAACAUCACCAUGACAACAACAACAAUAACAGCAACAGCAACAAAAUCUAAAAAUAGCAACAACCUUUUUCUGAAACCCCUGGCUAGCAGAACAAAACUGGAUGGGUUUUUCCAGACCAGAGUGGGGAAUUUCGUGAAGGGUAUUUUGGGAAGAAAAAAAUCUAGGGCAAAAUCUAUGGUUGGGGGGAUUGUUGGAAAAUCAUGGAAAUGUGAUGAUCUGAUGACAUUAUGA
This is a messenger RNA of Helobdella robusta, 1659 nucleotides long. RefSeq lists its product as hypothetical. The transcript is spliced from 5 exons. NCBI's taxonomy places the organism in Eukaryota, Metazoa, Annelida, Clitellata, Rhynchobdellida, Glossiphoniidae. Gene Ontology annotation, molecular function: GTPase activity; calcium channel regulator activity; GTP binding. Gene Ontology annotation, cellular component: plasma membrane. The coding region runs from base 1 to 1659 and encodes 552 amino acids. The record is from RefSeq and is a predicted model, not a curated record.